Molecule: messenger RNA, 1118 nt
Organism: Corticium candelabrum
Lineage: Eukaryota; Metazoa; Porifera; Homoscleromorpha; Homosclerophorida; Plakinidae
Product: tartrate-resistant acid phosphatase type 5-like
Exons: 6
Coding region: 42-1028 (328 amino acids)
Molecular function (GO): acid phosphatase activity; ferric iron binding; ferrous iron binding
Source: RefSeq, a predicted model, not a curated record
GUAGUCCCGUGCAGUCGACGUCGUCGUAGAGCAGUCUGGCAAUGAAGUUAGCUGCUUAUGUUUCACUCGCUUUUGCACUCGUUGUCCGUUGUCGUUCAGGGUCCAAUAGUCUUGCUUUUGUUGCUCUGGGAGACUGGGGUGGAAAAGGGACAAAUCCGUUCACAACUCAUGCGGAAUUGCUAGUCGGAAAGGCGAUGGCAGAGACAGCAACAAGUUUGCAGUCAAACUUUACUGUUGCUCUCGGGGACAACUUCUACUAUUAUGGUGUUAAAGAUGUAUCAGACUCACGCUUCAAGAACACAUUUGAGGAUGUGUUUACUGCAAAGUCACUGCAGUCUCGCUGGUAUAUGGUCUUGGGAAAUCAUGACCACUAUGGAAAUGCAUCAGCUGAGAUUGAUUACACCAACCAUAGUGAUAGAUGGUAUCUACCUAAUUAUUACUACACAGAGGUACUGUCUAUUGGAGACAGCAAUGCUACACUUCAACUGGUUUUUAUUGACACAGUGCAACUUGCUGGUCUUACAGACCCUUUUGACCAUUCAUUGCCUCCUGGUGGUCCUGAAUCUAUCUCAGCAGCCAGCGACCAAUGGGAAUGGAUUGAAUCAACUCUGAAGACAUCUAACGCAACAUGGUUAAUUGUUGCUGGUCAUUACCCUGUGUGGUCAAUAGCAGAACAUGGACCAACGAAUGUACUGGUUGCACAGCUCAGGCCGCUGUUAGAGAAAUACAACGUGACUGCGUACCUUUGUGGUCAUGACCACAAUUUGCAACACAUUCGUGAGGAAAAUAGUACUGUCAACUACUACCUCAGUGGUGCUGGUCACCUGACUGACCCAUCCAUCAAGCAUAAAGAUAGUAUACCAAACGGCUCUCUCCGUUUCCAUUAUGGACCAAAUGAUCUGCUCUCAGAUCAUGGAGGAUACACAGCAUUCCAGUUGUCAGCUACUGAAAUGACAGUUACGUACUUCUCUGAUACAGGAUCCCAUCUUUAUAGCACAACUGUGACUACGCCCCGUUCAAGGGUGUAACAUUAGCUACUCAUGUUGUGUUUACACGUGUGACAUCUAUAUUCAUGAUAACAAUUUAGAUGGUACAAGUAUUUAUGUGAGGUUGGACUU